AUGACUGAAAGAAAGCAAGCACUGCAGUGGUAUGAAGUUCAAAAGCAGGCAAAAGGUGCACUGGACGUGUGGAAAAAACGCAACAACCAAAUAUCUUUCUCAUCCUUGUCUACUCUUGUCGAUAAAGAUGUUGACGAACAAGUAUUUCUCAAUGAAUAUUUAUCAAAGGAACUCUGUGAAAUUUUGGAAUAUUGGCAUGACCAUCGUUCAUUGGAUCAAAAUCGACAAGAUAAAUUCCAGAAAUAUAGCCAAUAUUUGCUCAAUUUCACCAAGAACAAUGGUGAAGCUACACAAUGGCUCAAUCAACAGACAAGACUAACUGAUUUGGCAAAAAAGUGUGCGGAUGAUAUUGCUUCCCAUGGUUAUUAUUUGGAUAUUGAAGGAAUAGAAGAUCCCAAUUUACAAUCAUUCGAUUGGCUUAUUCAGGCAUAUACUAAUACGGAAUGUGAUCAAUUGAUUGAUAUUAUUGUUCGAUGUGUGUCCAAUCGUUUCUAUACUAAAACAUUAUAUAAUCUCGGUGAUGUUAAUGCAUCCAUUCUGACCGUGACGCAACAGUUUCUUCUCAUAACUUGUCCGGAUUAUAUUCUCACGUGUGAUACCGACAAAUUUCAUUUUCAAAAUCUACUAAAGCAUAUGGCUCCUCAUUACGGUGAACUUUUUACUCAUUUUCUACCCAACAUAGAAAAAUGGACCGAUACUGUUGUGUUAUGUCUUCUUUAUCCGAUCCGAUUCAUUCUAUCCGAUUUAAAUGCCUUACCAUUAGAAGAAAAAUGCGAUAUUCAGGAAGCCCUGGUGACAAUGCUGCAAAAACAAUCACUUUCUGAUCCUAAUGUUGAAGAAGAACGCAUCACACUUGUUGAUACUGCAAUCAACAUUCUGCUUGACCUUGUUCAUUCCGAUCCCAAGAUUUUGUCUGAACUGAAAAAGCAGGCGAGCGAUGAUAGUAAAUUAUUAGAAGUCCUUAGACAGUUCUCAAAUGACAAUCGCAACGAAAAGAUGCAACUACACGCAUACGAAUUACUUUCCUUGCUCGUCCCAGAAGAAGAAUUUGUCACAACUAACGAUGCAGCAAAGGUUACAGAAUUAUUUGUGAAAAUUUUCAACGCAGCACUGGAAGAAGGAAAAGAUCGGACGGCUGAAAAUCUCAUGCUAGGCUUGAAGGUACACAGCGAUGAUAUUAAACAGGAAAUUGUGGAACAGGAUGCUCUACCAUCUAUUAUUCAGUACACCAAAAACGCAAUGAACGAUCCUGCACCGUUAGAAGUUGCCUAUGCACUCUCAUUCAAUGCAGAUGCAAAGAAAGCACUCAGUGAAGAUCGAGACUUUGUCGAUCAUGUAGAAAAACUGCGACAAUCCGACAACAAGAAAGUGGCUGAUGCAGCCUAUGGAGUCAUUUGGAAAUUGGAAGAUGAAGAAAAGUUCAUAAAAGAAGUCGAAGACAAGAAAUUGAAGGAACAAUCGACAGAAAAGCCUGAAGAAGCGGCUGAUAAUAAACAGAAACCUGAAAAGGCAGCAGGUGAUCAAAAGAAGCCUAAAGAAGCAGCAGAUGACGGCAAGAAAACAAAAGAAGCGACAGCUGAUGAAAAGAAGCCUAAAGAAGCAGCAGAUGACGGCAAGAAAACAAAAGAAGAGGCAGGUGACGAAAAGAAGCCUAAAGAAGCAACAGAUGACGGCAAGAAAACAAAAGAAGAGGCAGGUGACGAAGGGAAACCUCAACAGUACGACAUGAUGAUUUCUUAUUGUUGGGCACAAAAAGAGUUGUGCCACCAAAUAAACGAUCGUUUAGAAAAGGAUGGCUAUAGCGUUUGGUUAGAUAGAGAUGAAAUGCGUGGUUCAAUCGUCGAAAGCAUGGCGGAAGCUGUCGAAGAUUCUCGAAUCAUAUUAAUAUGCAUGUCGAGCAAUUACAAGAUGAGUACCAACUGUCAAGCAGAAGCUGAGUACGCAUUCAAUCGAAAGAGUAAAAUCAUCCCGCUAAAAGUCGAAAAAGAUUAUACUCCUGAUGGGUGGUUAGGUUUUAUGGCAGGCUCUAAAAUAUAUAUCGAUUUUGCAGAUAAGGAAGAUGAAGAAUUCGAGAAAGCCUAUGAACUCUUGAUUGCUGAAAUCAAACGUCAAGAUCUAGACGAAGCUGUCACGGAUGAAAAGGAAAAAUCAGCUGAUACAUCAUCGGCUGAGCCCAAACCUGAACCAGUUCCCGAAGAGAUUGAACCGCAACCCAUACAAACACGAGAAUAUUUGACCAUGAGUUCAGCGAUGAUGUGGACCAAAGAAAAUGUCAAUGAAUUUCUUGUUGACAACGAACUUCAACCACUAGUACCAAUCUGUAAAUCAAUGGAUGGAGUAACACUAAUUGAAUUCCAUCAACACUGUCAAACACUACCUACUGAAAUGUAUUCCCUGGUGAAUAAAUCAAAAGAAGAACAUCCAGUAACACUUGAUAUUUUCUUCAGAUUUAUUUGCAAGAUGAAACAGUAUCUGCCACCACCAAAACCACCGGCCAAAAUGUUUUUUCAAUACCAUUUUAUCUAUGAAAACCAAUAA
Molecule: messenger RNA, 2538 nt
Organism: Rotaria sp. Silwood2
Lineage: Eukaryota; Metazoa; Rotifera; Eurotatoria; Philodinida; Philodinidae
Source: the annotation of a GenBank genome assembly